This is a messenger RNA of Protopolystoma xenopodis, 489 nucleotides long. The record is from the annotation of a GenBank genome assembly. Lineage: Eukaryota; Metazoa; Platyhelminthes; Monogenea; Polystomatidea; Polystomatidae.
AUGGGAUCUCCACUCUUACCUCUUUUGGCAAAUGUGUACAUGGAUAAGUUGGAAAGGGACUUCGAGAAGUCACCACUGCAACCAAGAGUGCUUGUCCAAUACUUGGAUGACUACUUUGCACUUUGGUCACAUGGUAAUGAAAAUUUGAAUGGAUUCCUAAAUUUAAUUAAUCAACUUGAUGGAAGAAGUAAAUCCACAAUGGAGGUGGAUAAGGAUGAACGACUACCCUUUCUGGAUAUUGAAGUCAUGCGCUCCAAAGGGACACUCAUGAGGAGGGUGACUAAUUCGAGGCAAAAGCCUCUGAGUAAUUUUCAUGGUCAGGCAUUUGCUACAUGGGCCACGUCUAUGGUUUCUUUAAAAGAGGAUGUCCACAGUCUCCCUUAUCUUCCGUUAUCUGGUGUUCUCCCCAUAUGGGGCCGGUCUUUGCGUUGCUCUUCAGUCAAUUGUGUGGCCGAUGAGAGAGAUGUGUUCAGAUAUCUCCGGUCUUAG